GACAAGUAAGGCGCCAGAAUUGCAUUUACCAGUGGCGAAUGUCAUGAAUGUGAUUUUAAUUUUUUAAAUAUAUAUUUAAAGUUUACGUUUUUCUUUUUAAAAGUGUAAAGCCAGUGAAAAAGUUAUAUCCAGCAAAUGUUAUAUGCUAAAGGAAACAGAAACACUAACGACAUGUUAAGUACACCUCAAGUAUGGAAGGAGAGUUAGAUACAGAGUCCAGAGAAUGGAAAGAUAUCUUAACAGAAAAGGGCAGUGUUCCUUCUAAUGAAACUACCGUUCUUCAGUAUGAAACAGACCAUUUUGAUGAUAAACGCUCGUUUAGUGAAGAGCUCAGAGAGCACAAGAAUAAAGUUAUUUGGGCCUUCAAUUAUGGUGAGGAGGUAACAAAAAAGACGUUGGAAAAUAUACAAGCCUAUAAACAGAAAACAAUGGAAAGCUAUUCUCUUUCAUAUGUAAGUCCAAGUGACGUAAAAUACGGAAUAACAAACAGUAACACAGAUGAACCAUCCACAUCAACCGGUACUUAUUCAAACCACAUAACACCCCACUCACAUAAAAAGCAUAGUUGUCACAGAAAGAGUAAAAGGCGUGAAAUAACUGACGAAUUCAGUACUCCACAAAAAACCCGUGAAACUCCAUUACCCUUGUUACCCUGGGCUGACAGUAAGGAAGUUUGGCAAAAUAUGGUUUAUAAAGAAGAAGCUACUUCGCAAACAAGGAAUUCGAGACUGUUUGAAGACAGAACCAGUUUCUUGCCCAGAAUGCGUGCAAUUUUAUUAGACUGGAUCAUGGAAGUUUGCGAAGUCUAUCGUCUUAAGAGAGUAACUUAUUAUUUAGCAGUAGAUUAUGUAGAUCGGUAUUUAACCAUUAAACUGAAUAUUCCAAAAACACAAUUGCAAUUGAUUGGCGUAUCUUGUCUUUUCAUUGCUGCAAAAUUAGAAGAAAUUUAUCCUCCAAAACUAAGCGAAUUUUCAUAUGUGUGUGAUGGAGCAUGUACUAAUGCUGAAAUUUUAGCAUGUGAAGUUCUUUUAUUGAAUACCUUGGGUUGGGAUGUGAAUCCCAUGACACCUAGUGGAUGGUUGAAUUUGUAUAUGCAAAUUCAUUAUGAUGCUGCAAGUGUACGAAGGCAGAAACUUCGUGAAGGUUUAAACAGAGAUUUUGUGUUCCCUCAAUAUUCAGCGUACCAGUUUGUAAGAGCAUCACAUUUGAUGGAUUUGUUUUCUUUAGAUCCUGGUUAUCUCAGAUUCAGUUACAGUGUAAUUGCUGCAGCUGCUAUGUACUUUAUAUUUGGCAAACGAGUAGCAUUGACCGUGUCAGGAUUAGGUUGGGACCAACUUAAGCACUGUGUUGAGUAUAUGGCAGUUUUUUAUAAAGUAAUUAGAGAUACUCCCGAUCCUAAACUCCACAGUAUUCCUACACACGAAAUAGAUCAAAGACAAUUGGCUUGUUACCGAUACAUUCGAACCAAAGUUCCAGAUCUUGUACCCGAUGAAAACCAUUCUUUGCAGACUCAUAGCGUAGAUCUUGACUAUUUUGAAAAAGCCACCCUCAUGCGGUUGGAGCAAAUGGGCCUUCGAGUAGAAAAGACAUACAUAAAAAAGAAGAAAGAAAAACAAAAAAGUAACACUCCCGAAAAAUGCAAGGAGGAUUGCCAAGAUAAAAAAAACCGGGAAGAAGAAGAGGAGAUGACGCUUGUUAUUUUCGACAUAGAAAAAGUUCUUGACGAUGCUGUUAGUGCCUUGGAUAAAAAGAAGACUGACGAAACUGAAAGUACUGAUAGCAGUCCAGACAGUGUUAAAAGCAGUACUAGAUCUACAGAUACACUUACAUGCUUUAGUCCCAGUUCAAUUCCAUGUGAAGCCGAUAUUUUUACAAAAGAUCCAAAAACGAAGCUAACAUUUGAUGAAAUAUUAGCAAGGCUACAUGACUGUGCAAAUCAAUUAUACCCAGAAACUGCUACACCUAAGAGUACAGAUUCCUGUAAUGAAGACUGAACAUAACCAUAUCUUCAUUUUUUUUAUAUUUAUCCAUUUAUGAUACCGAGUACAGUCGUAUAUUUCUGCGCUUAUAUGUUACAUUUUAUCUUUUUGUCUUUUUCCUGUGAUAGUCAUCAGAAGAAAGGUUUACUUUUUAACUUUUUGUAUUGGUCAAGUAAUAGUAGUACCUGACUAGAAUUGUUCACAGAAUAUCACAAUUAAAUAAGGAGGUUCCUCUAAGCGAGGUGAUGGUUAUUUAAAAAUAUCCCAAAUGUUUUAUCAAUUUGACAAAAUCGUUUUUACGAUUCUAUUUUUUUUUCAAUUUAAAAAUAUUUUAAAAACGAGUUUUUUUUUAGUUUGCACAUUGUUUUUUUCUGGAUUAAUUAAAUAUAUUGACUUAAUUGUAAUUUUAUCACAUUAUUUUAUUUGGAAUUAUGGGAUAGAUUAAUCUUAAAACAAAUAUUCAAUAAAAGUAACAGUAUAUUUUA
Molecule: messenger RNA, 2464 nt
Organism: Agrilus planipennis (emerald ash borer)
Lineage: Eukaryota; Metazoa; Arthropoda; Insecta; Coleoptera; Buprestidae
Product: G1/S-specific cyclin-E1
Exons: 7
Coding region: 192-1994 (600 amino acids)
Biological process (GO): regulation of cyclin-dependent protein serine/threonine kinase activity; G1/S transition of mitotic cell cycle
Cellular component (GO): cytoplasm; centrosome; cyclin E1-CDK2 complex
Molecular function (GO): cyclin-dependent protein serine/threonine kinase regulator activity
Source: RefSeq, a predicted model, not a curated record